Exophiala aquamarina CBS 119918 is the source of this 774-nucleotide messenger RNA. RefSeq lists its product as uncharacterized. Lineage: Eukaryota; Fungi; Ascomycota; Eurotiomycetes; Chaetothyriales; Herpotrichiellaceae. The record is from RefSeq and is a predicted model, not a curated record. The transcript has 3 exons. The coding region runs from base 1 to 774 and encodes 257 amino acids.
AUGCCCCAUUUUUCGGGAGUUGCCCUAGUUAUCGGUGCUGGUUCAAGUUACGGGAAAGCCGUUACACGCCUGCUCAUAGAAAAUGGGUGUAUGAGGCUGAUUGUUGGCGAUACGGAUGAGACCGAACUUGCAAAUUUGCAGGCAGAAUGUCGAGCCUUGGAUCGUCCCACACUUCGAAUCAUAUCCAAGAAAUGUGAUACCAGGGUGGCCGAGGAUCUCGAGUAUAUCGUCGAGCUUGGAGUUGCGGAGUUCGGAGCCAUCAACUAUUGUGCCAACUGUGAGAGACUCAAUUAUAUCCAAGGCACGACUACAGAUAUCUCUCCAGAAGAGUUCAAUCGUGCUGGCGAUACAUGGCAGAAAGGCAUCUGGUUGGCAAUGCGAGCGCAGGUGCGUCAAUUCAACACACAACGAGACGAGGAUGAUACGGCUGGUACCAGUAUAGUGAAUAUCACUGCAGCUCAGGGCCUGGCAAGCGACGGAGGCUUCCCAAGCUAUUGCGCGGCUGCACAUGGAAUCGUGGGAAUGUCAAGAGCAACAGCAAUGGAUUACCUCAAGAAAGGGAUCCGCAUCAACUGUGUCUGUCCAGGUCCUACAGAAAACCCGGGCACAUAUGACCGUGCUGAAAGUGGCUCAUUACCACAGGCCCCGAUAGGCAGAUAUAUCGCUGCCGAGGAGGUCGCUCACGCAGUAGUUUUUCUACUGGGGGAAGGCGCGUCUGGGAUAACUGGGAUAGAGUUGCCAGUAGAUGGAGGCUGGUCCUUGUACCAUCACUGA